AUGUCCCCAUCCGACUCUACCAUCGAUCGAGCAUCUGAACAAUCCACAGUAUCUCAUGAAGAAAUAGCGGAAACAAGAAAUUCUAUGCCCGAGAGAAUAGAAAAUGUCGAGACUGGUCUGCAAGACGGGAAUAAAUUUGAUUGCUCAAGUGCAGAAAUUGGCGCUGCCGAUUCGAAACCCAGCAUUCGUCAUACACUUUCGUGCAAGGAUUUGAAAUUGGCCGAUGCGGUGCAAUGUGAUAGCGUACCUUUAACAGACCCUACCAUAUGCAAUGCUUCCAAUUUUGAGGAUGCCAAGCCAUGUGCAACCGGUGAGAUAUUAGAAACCGCGAUUGCCUCUGCAAGUCCUAUUGCCUGUGAGGCGCUUGAGGCUAAAAACGUACCUCCGCGUGAAAAUUCAACACCAAAUGCCACAAAAGAAAGCACAACGUUUGGAUCAAAAGAUACCACCGCCAUGAGUGGGGACAGUCUCGCUCGUGCAGGAGGCGAUGUAGAACAUCAAGCUCCAUGCGAUGGCGAGCCAACUGUAUGCUUAUCUGAGCAAAAGAACAGUUCUGGCGCCCUGAGUGGGAUUUCCUUCUCUUUUUCAUCACAUUCAUCGCCAGAGCUAGGAAAAUACCGCUCCCUGAUCGAGCAGAACGGCGGAAAAUACUAUGAAAAAAUGUCGAAAUCGGUGCAAUAUUUGUUGGUUUUUGUUGAGGAUGAAAAAACGCUCACCAAGAAAAUGAUCCAUGCAACUAUCCCUCUGAUUAAAGCUUCGUUCAUCGAUGAUUAUCUGUUUGCAAACUCCCCAGAAAAUGCGGUCCAAAUACAGAACUAUAAAAUUGUGAUUGAAAAUGAACAAAUCCAGUCUGAAUCAUCCAACGACUCUGACGAUGAAGUGAUCACCACGCCGAGAAAACGCCGUUCAAACGCCUCGGGCUCGAUGACAACGCCAAUAGAGACUCCUACUCGAAAAUCGAGUCGAAUCCGCUCAUCAUCUUCCCUAUCCACUCCCUCUGCAUCGGCUGUUUCUUCUCCCUAUACCACUCCCAAAAGACAAAAAAAGGUCUCUCCGCAAGACGAAUUGGAGCAUUCUGAAUCCCAGGUUGAAAAGGAAAAUUCCUCCGGAAUCAACGUUCUAGUUGAAGCCUCGAUUCCUACAAAAGAAAAUAGCACCCUCAUAAUGGAGAAUGAGGAAGCAAAUCUAGUUUCCAAUUCCAUCAUUUCCAAUUAA
Messenger RNA from Mitosporidium daphniae, 1215 nucleotides. RefSeq lists its product as uncharacterized. The coding region runs from base 1 to 1215 and encodes 404 amino acids. Lineage: Eukaryota; Fungi; Microsporidia. The transcript has a single exon. The record is from RefSeq and is a predicted model, not a curated record.